CGAAAGAAGAGCAUCUUCCAGCAAGGGUAAAACUACUCUGAAAACACAGACACUCGUCAAAAACAACAAUCAAGCAAAACCAACAUGAUGCCUUUUGUGCCAAAGUGCCCAUUCAACAACGUCUGCACCGUUGGACGCUUCCCAACCGUGAAGCUGCUGGCUGGCGACUGCCGUAAAACAGCAUGCGGCACAUCCGUUUGUGCAACACCUUGCGCCAACCCUUGCGUGAACCCCUGUACUAACCCCACCGUAAACCCAUACAACAUGCCUUGGGGAAACCCUUGGGUUAACCCAUAUGCCACCUCCUACUCUAACCCAUGUGUGAAUCCGUGCGCAAACCCAUGUGCCAACCCCUGUGCCUAUCCUUAUGCAAACCCGUGUGCCAACCCUUGUGCUAAUCCUUGUGUAAACCCGUGUGCCAACCCUUGUGCUAAUCCUUGUGUAAACCCGUGUGCCAACCCUUGUGCUAAUCCUUGUGUAAACCCCUGCUCUAACCCGUGCAACUAUCCAUGCCGUGAAUACAACUCCAAGGAAGUUGUCAUCAGAGAUUGUGCCGAUGACUGCUUAACCAAGAAAGUAUGCGGAGGUGAUGAUCUUACCCUUCGGGUGUGUAAGGUCGACCUCCUCAAGUGCAGGACUGGACAGAAUCGACUGGAGCAUCGCACCAACUGUUUUCUGGACGAGAAUCUCAUCAUCCGCAGAGGACAGUGUUUCAAUAUGUGGAUCGAUCUGUCACGGCCAUUUAAUCCAACCUGUGACCAACUUCACCUGGAGCUGAAACUCGGCCACGUCCCAUCAAUCCGGGACGGCACCUAUGUGAUCAUUCCUUUAGUGAGCGAGUUCAAGAAAAACUGCUGGGGGGUCAAGAUUGUCGAACAGGGCCAAAACCGAAUCAAACUGUGUGUUAACUCGGUUCCAGGUGCCUGUGUGGGACGUUACACACUCAAUGUUGUGACGAACUGUCAGGGGGGCAGAUACACUUCACCGUGCGUCCCUGACAAUGACAUCUAUAUGCUGUUCAACCCUUGGUGUAAAGAGGACUGUGUGUACCUGGAAGAUGACUCUGAGAGAGCCGAGUACGUGCUGAGUGACAUGGGCAGAAUCUACUAUGGAACCAAGCAACAGAUUGGCUGCAAAACAUGGAACUUUGGCCAAUUUGAAGAGGGAAUCUUAGGUGCCUGUUUGUAUGUGUUGGAGAAGAGUUGUACCCCUUGCUCAGGAUGGGGAAACCCCAUUACCAUCUCCAGAGUUGUAUCUGACAUGGUUAUUGCCAACAAAGAAUGCGGUGUGUUGAUGGGUAACUGGUCCAGCUGCUAUGGAGGUGGAAUUGCUCCUACAGCCUGGUGUGGCAGUGCUCCCAUUCUGAAACAGUACUACAAAUGUGGAGGAGUGCCUGUCAAAUACGGACAAAGCGUGGCCUUCGCUGGAGUCACUAACACAAUGAUGAGAUGCUUGGGCAUUCCCUGUCGUCCCGUCUCCAACUUCCUGUCUGCUCACGACACUGACGUCUCCUUGACAACAGACAUUUAUUUAGAUGAGAAAUUCCAGCCGAUCGAUCACCUGAACCGGGAUUCAGUCUGGAACUACCACGUGUGGAAUGAGGCCUGGAUGACCCGUUCAGACCUGCCGUGUGGCUUUGGAGGUUGGCAGGUGGUGGAUUCCACUCCUCAGUUGACCAGUAAUGGCUUCUAUCGUUGCGGCCCCACGGCUGUCGCAGCCCUCCGCAGCGGCCAGGUCUUCCUGAAGCAUGACGCUCCCUUCCUGUUCGCUGAGGUGAACAACGAUAGAGUCUACUGGCAGAGGAAAUGCAAUGGAACCUUUGGUGUUGUUCAUCUUGAAAAGGAUGUUGUGGGUCACUGCAUCAGCACCAAGGCUGUCGGCUCAGAUCAGCGUGUAGAUAUCACAAACCUCUACAAGCACGCUAAAGGCACCGAGGAAAGGUGCGCUGCUUUGGAGACGGCCUGCCGCUACGGCGCUAAACGAUGCGCAUAUCAGCUGCCGUGCCCUGAGGAUGUUGCCGUUAAAGUCACCAUGCAGGGAGACGGGCCAUGCAUUGGCAAGGAUGCCGUGCUUUGCAUCAAUCUGAAAAACAAAUGCAACUCACCUCGUACCCUCACCCUCCACAGCAAAGCAGCGGCCAUGUACCACACCGGAGUCCACAGGGCUUUCUUGAAGAAGGACCAGACAUGCUUUGAGCUGAAGGCCUCUGAAUGCAAGACUCUGGAAUGGACCCUGCGUUAUGACGAGUACAAGGAACACCUGUUGGACCACGCUCCUCUGACACUCCAUCUCAUUGGACACGUGGAACAAACUAAACAAGUUGUGGCCACCCAGUUCCACUUCAGGCUGCGUACACCGGACCUGGUUCUCGCUCCUGCAUGUGAUGCCAUAAUGGGCAAGGAGGUGCCAGUUAAGGUGACUUUCCAGAACCCGUUGCAUUGUCCCUUGAGGAAUGCUGUGUUCCGUUUUGAGGGUCUGGGAAUGAAGCAUGCCAGAACUGUUUCUUAUGGUGAAAUCGCAAGCCAAGGCACAGUGUGCCUGACGGAGAAAUUCGUCGCCAAUCGAUGUGGCCCUCAGAAACUUCUGGCAUCCCUCGACUGUCCUCAGCUCACUCAGGUGCACGGAUGUGCCAACAUCAUCGUCAAGCCACAAUGUUAAAGCAACCAACCAGCCAGCCGCAAGAAACGAACAAUCUUUUUCUUUUAAAAUUGCAUUUUGGGGAGCAGAACUUGUGUUAUAAUCAUCUUAAUCUACUUUCAUGUUUUCUUUAGUUGUUGGAUUUUAUCAAGCCAAUCAUUUACUUAUUUGAUUCAAAUUUUCUGGUAAUGGUAAUUCUGUCCUCUGUGUUGCCUCAGCUCUAAUAAAAGAUUUCA
Triplophysa dalaica is the source of this 2873-nucleotide messenger RNA. It is a transcript of the gene tgm1l2, whose product is annotated as transglutaminase 1 like 2. The coding region runs from base 85 to 2658 and encodes 857 amino acids. Gene Ontology annotation, molecular function: protein-glutamine gamma-glutamyltransferase activity. The record is from RefSeq and is a predicted model, not a curated record. Gene Ontology annotation, biological process: peptide cross-linking. Lineage: Eukaryota; Metazoa; Chordata; Actinopteri; Cypriniformes; Nemacheilidae. The transcript is spliced from 14 exons.